UGAUAACCUUGUAAAAGCCGGACAUGGAGUAUACCACGUUUUAUGCACGAUAUAGCUGGUUCCCAAAGGAUCAAGAACUCUACCUAAAUUUGAUUCCUGCUCUUUUACAACUGUUGGUGGUUAUCACAAAUAUGUUCAUUCUCAUCUUAUUCUUCUGGAGACAGUGGUUUGGAGGCGUUAAUGUGAUUCUGAUUGGCAUGGCUCUCUCUGACAUGGCGUCCGUGGUGCUGCUCCUGAUCUCCUACUUGUUCGCCCUGACAUUACACAUCCAUUCUGUGGACCCACAAAGUGAAUUUCAGAUUCAUUUCUUAUGUAUUACCUACAAAUAUGGAACGACCCUAUCCAUAACCUUCAACAUGACAUCCAUUUGGCUGAUGAUGUUUCUUGGAAUCGUUAAAUUCAUUUUGGUCCGUUUUCCGCUAAAGGCAAAGCUUUACACGACAACCAGGAGACUGUUGCUAGGGACCAUGGCAGUAUACAUAAUAACUUUCUUGUGCAAUAUUCCUCGGUUCCUAACAGACAAUUAUGAUAUCACUGCAAAGUUGUAUCCUGAAGAAUUGAAAAAGACUGACAGUUUCUACUGUGCAAUAAAAAGCUUCAAAAAUGAAAACUUCCAGAUGUUUUUGCAGAGGGAUGAUCGUCUGACCCGGGCAAUCUGUAUCCAUGUUAUUCCUGUUCUUGUCUUGGUGUGUACCAGUACAUACUUCUGUUAUAAACUAUCAAGAAGAAGAUAUGAUUUCAGACCAACUCCAGCAUCAAGGCGGUCAGUGAAAAUUGUCACUGCUCUAACGAUUGUACAUCUUAUGUCCGAAAUCCCAUUUUCUGUUUUCUUUUGCUUGCAAUAUUAUAUGGUAGUUACCAAACAGCCGAUCAAUUUUAUAAUUGAAAAUGGUCCUCAAUUAAUAUUUGUUUUGUACGUUUUGCGCUUUUUGAAUUAUUUUAGUAACUUUUGGGUCUACAUUUUGUUUAACAAGAAAUUUCGCGAUAUCUGCCGGUCCCUUUUCUUUCGUUGUCGAAGUUUAGUUUUUAUUUAACCUUCUAGUUCUUGGUAUUCAACUGUAU
Saccostrea cuccullata (small rock oyster) is the source of this 1062-nucleotide messenger RNA. Its product is annotated as N-arachidonyl glycine receptor-like. Gene Ontology annotation, cellular component: plasma membrane. Gene Ontology annotation, biological process: G protein-coupled receptor signaling pathway. The record is from RefSeq and is a predicted model, not a curated record. The transcript has a single exon. The coding region runs from base 24 to 1034 and encodes 336 amino acids. NCBI's taxonomy places the organism in Eukaryota, Metazoa, Mollusca, Bivalvia, Ostreida, Ostreidae. Gene Ontology annotation, molecular function: G protein-coupled peptide receptor activity.